AUGGUCGGACUUGGCGAUGAUAUGAACCAUGAAAUGGACAAAGUGCCACUCCAUAUUGCUGGAAAGCGAGUUUACACAGAUUGUCAAUUCCAAACAAUCAAUCCUGCGACGGGUGGAGUUAUAGCAACAGUAUCGGGAGCUUCGGUGAACGAUGCCAAUCUUGCGGUCGCUUCAGCUCAGGCGUCUUUUCGCGGCUGGUCCGAGAGCAAGCCUGGUGAGCGACGAACUAUCUUCAUGAGAGCUGCUGAUAUCUUGGAGCAACGUGCAUCUCAAUACUGCAAAUAUAUGCAAGAUGAGACCGGUGCAGAUCUGGUCUGGUGCAUGUUCAAUAUCCGAACUUCAGCGGAGCUGCUGCGUGAUAUUGCAGGGCGAAUUGCUGGGAUACGAGGCUUCAUUCCUGCAACCUCCGACAAGGGUACGACAGCGUUAGUGUACCAGGAGCCUUGGGGUGUUAUUCUUGCCAUUGCUCCAUGGAAUGCCCCAUAUAUCCUAGGGUUUCGCAGUGUAGCAUAUGCACUUGCGGCCGGUAAUACGUGUGUCCUCAAAGGUUCAGAGCUUUCUCCGCACUGCAUGUUCGCCAUCGCGUCAAUAUUCGAGGAGGCAGGUCUUCCGCAGGGUUGCCUUAACGCUUUGUAUCAUCGUGCUGAAGAUGCCGCGGAAAUCACACGGGCCCUGAUCCAGCACCCAGCGGUGAAGAAGAUCAACUUUACCGGCAGCACCACGGUUGGCCGGACAAUUGCCAAAGUGGCAGGCGAAAAUCUGAAGCCUGUUCUGAUGGAGCUCGGGGGAAAGGCAAGCACAAUCAUACUCGAAGAUGCAGACUUGCGGCAAGGCGCGAUCGCCUGUGCACAAGGAGCGUUCCUUCAUGGUGGACAAAUUUGCAUGUCCUGUGAACGGAUUAUUGUCCAAUCAUCUGUGGCUGAUGCGUUCCUCCGAGAACUGGAGUCUGCCACCAAGAACCUGUUGGGUCAAGGGGACGGAACACAGUUGAUGGUCUCCCAAAAAGCGGCUGACAAAAUCAACGACCUUGUGCAGCAGGCAAUAUCGAGUGGUGCUGAACCAUUGAUUGGUAGCGCCGCUAGUGCCAAGCUCGCUCAGGGACCAAGAUUAAAACCAGUGGUCCUGAAACAUGUCACCAAGGAAAUGGAUCUAUACUAUACUGAGAGUUUUGGGCCCGUUGUGAUCAUCGUAACGGUCGAUAAUGAAGAGCAAGCCUUGGCUGUUGCAAAUGAUACUGAAUACGGCCUGUCGGCUGCAGUGUUCACACGCAACUUACACAAGGCCCUCCGACUGGCCAAGAAAAUUGAGAGCGGGGCUGUCCAUAUCAACGGUAUGACUGUUCACGACGAGCCGACCCUGCCGCAUGGAGGGGUCAAGAACAGUGGCUUUGGCAGGUUUGGAAGCGAGUUUGGGCUACAAGAGUUUUUGAAGACAAAGACUGUGACAUUUCAGAAUUAA
Molecule: messenger RNA, 1458 nt
Organism: Exophiala bonariae
Lineage: Eukaryota; Fungi; Ascomycota; Eurotiomycetes; Chaetothyriales; Herpotrichiellaceae
Exons: 3
Coding region: 1-1458 (485 amino acids)
Biological process (GO): GABA catabolic process
Molecular function (GO): succinate-semialdehyde dehydrogenase (NAD+) activity
Source: RefSeq, a predicted model, not a curated record